AGUCCUCUCCUGAGGUUCUUGUUGCCGGCUGAGGGUCAGGCUCUGCCACUGUGCUAUGACAUCCCUGCGUCUCUCUCUCUCAGACUGCUAAUGGACCCCAACAAUGGUGACUUGACCUUAGAAAUGGAUUCUAAUUUUAAAUCAAAAUUGUAUUUAAUUCAUUAAUUCAUUCAAUUGUUAAUUGUCCUGUCCUCAUCAUCCACUCACUCCUCAAACAUUGUUGAAUGAAUGAACGGUGUCCGUCUUUCACCAGAGUUGUCUAUGAACGGUCAGCUUGGACAAUCAGCCAGUGCAGGCUACCAGAAGAUUGUGAUCCAUUACAAAAGUGAUCAACAUAUUGAGUUCGACACCACUGGCAUCACUUUCAACGAUGGACAGAAUGCAACAUACUUCUACUGGAGCCUGGAAAUCAACCACGAAACAGACAAGUGCUGAAUCAUAUACCAACUACAUACUUUCUGAUAAAAGUCAUUUUGUGCUAUUGUUUUGUUUCUGUGAUUAGAAUUCUGCUUUUGCCUUUUGUGCAGUGCUAGGUGUUUUAUGUUUUUCAGCCUGGUUAAACCAAGUGAAGUGAGACAAUAGUGAGCGUAGCGUUCAGUCUGGUUUAGAAUGUAGUAUUGUGUGGGGACAUAAAGAGCUCUAGAGUGUAUAUUACUAAAGUUGCAUAAUGACUGGAAUUGUUAUACAGUAGCUAUAUAGGGUACUUUAUAGGGUGGUGUUUUUCAGAUGAUUGAAUUGAUACAUCGGAGUCUUGUUAUGUCUCUUCCUGCAGUGUGUCUCUGUUCCUAAGGGACAGGGAGAUGGAUGUCACCAUAGCGUCAACACGGGUCAUCAUCAUGUUCUACAAGAGGAAUGGAAUCAAGUUCCUGUGGCCCGUCCUGAGGCAGCGCACAACAGGAGACAACAUUACCGGGAUCAUGGGUGAGUGA
Coregonus sp. 'balchen' is the source of this 929-nucleotide messenger RNA. The record is from the annotation of a GenBank genome assembly. NCBI's taxonomy places the organism in Eukaryota, Metazoa, Chordata, Actinopteri, Salmoniformes, Salmonidae.